AUGUUAGACGCCUUCGAGAUCCUCACCACCUCCGGCGUGGUCCUUUGGUCCCGGACCACCACGACCAUUGCCGCCACUGCGGUCAACACUCUGAUUAACGAUGUCUUCAUCGAAGAAAAGGUCCGCCCUGUCCUCACAGCCUCCACCAACCCUACCUACAAGCAUGAGAAAUACACUCUGAAAUACACUCUGGUCAAAGACUUGGGUCUGAUCUUCGUCGCUGUCUACCAAUCUCUUCUCCACCUUACCUGGGUCGACAAAUUACUUGAUGAUAUCCGCACCAUCUUUGUCGAGGUUUACAGAGGCCAGUUGGAGGAACUCGACUACGCCGCCCUCAAGUAUCCUUUUGAUAAAUACUACGAUGAGGAAAUGCGCAGGUUGGAUCAGUCGACUGGCGGUGCUGUUUCCGCACAAGCCCCUCGAGUUCAAGUCGAGGAGGAGAAGCAACAGAGUGCUGAAGGGGCGGACACAGGGGGUCCUCCUCCACCAGAUCUGCCUCAGCUUCUUAAGGCGCAGCCUCGAGCUGUGCCUAAUGGUGACUCUAACCAGAGUACACCUAUUCAGUCCCCUGAUUCUUCCCGUCCUACGACCCCACUACCUGGCAUUGCUAGCCACUUGUUAUCCGAAAAGGCAAGACCGGGAAGCCGUGGCUCCCGCCGUUCAAGGAAGGCCGCCAAUGUGUCCUCUGCCAACGUAUCCUCUGGCGACGAAGCAAGACGACCAAAAACACCCAGAUCCACAACAAAAAAGGGAAGAGUCUGGGAUGCCGAUGGAAUGGCUGACGAAGCCGAAGACACCAAUCUCGACUAUUCUGUCGUCGAAUCUGAUGCAAAUGGCGACUCAGCCAUUCGAUCGCCUCUACCCGAAGCCAUCAGCCAAGACAGUUGGGGUACAAAGAACAAGCAAGGCCAAUUCGUACUCAAGGAUCUUGACGAUGAAGUCUCAAACAUUUUGAAAUCCGUCGAUACUGCCAAGGCAGACGCCAACGGCGCUGGGAGCACCAGAUUCGGUGCCAUUUCCGGCUACUUUAGGAACAUUGUGGGAGGCAAGACUUUGUCCAAGGAUGACCUAGACAAGCCCUUGAAAUCAAUGGAAGAACACCUGAUCAACAAGAACGUUGCUCGCGAGGCCGCCACUCGCCUUUGUCAAGGAGUUGAGACGGAAAUGGUGGGCAAGAAAACUGGGGCAUUUGAAUCCAUUGACACAGCUUUGAGACCAGCCCUGGAAAAUUCUCUACGCAAAAUCCUCACACCCAGAUCCUCCCUAGAUCUUCUCCAACAAAUCGAGUCAGUCGCGAAUCCCUCGGGAUCCAAAUCAAAACCACGACCAUUUGUAAUCACAAUCCUUGGUGUCAAUGGUGUCGGAAAAUCUACCAAUCUGUCUAAACUAUGCUACUUUCUUCUGCAAAACAAUUAUCGUGUGCUUAUAGCUGCAGGCGACACUUUCCGGUCUGGAGCAGUGGAGCAACUCAAUGUUCAUGUCCGCAAUCUGAGAGAAUUGACAGCUCGAGAAAAAUUGGGAGCUGUGAGCAUUUACGAACGAGGCUAUGGUAAAGAUGCGGCCAAUGUAGCGAAAGAUGCGGUCGCAUUUGCGGCUGCCAAUGAUUAUCAGGUCGUUCUGAUUGAUACUGCGGGUCGAGCGCAUACCAAUACUCAACUAAUGGCUUCAUUGGAAAAGCUGGUAGAUUUUGCCCAGCCUGACUUGAUCUUGCAAGUCGCAGAAGCUCUGGUGGGAAAUGAUUCGGUAGGACAAGCCCAAAAUUUCACCAAGGCUUUGGGAAAGAACAGAAAGCUCGACGGAUUCAUUGUGUCGAAGAUUGACACAGUAGGAUCUGGGAUUGGAACUAUGAUCAGCUUGGUCCACGCCACAUCAGUGCCAGUACAGUUCAUCGGAGUUGGCCAACAUUAUGGAGACCUUCGACAAUUGUCAGUCCCUUGGGCGGUCAAUAUGCUCAUGAGCUAG
Molecule: messenger RNA, 1962 nt
Organism: Exophiala bonariae
Lineage: Eukaryota; Fungi; Ascomycota; Eurotiomycetes; Chaetothyriales; Herpotrichiellaceae
Exons: 1
Coding region: 1-1962 (653 amino acids)
Biological process (GO): SRP-dependent cotranslational protein targeting to membrane; intracellular protein transport
Cellular component (GO): endoplasmic reticulum membrane; signal recognition particle receptor complex
Molecular function (GO): signal recognition particle binding; ATP hydrolysis activity; GTP binding
Source: RefSeq, a predicted model, not a curated record